Vicia faba (fava bean) is the source of this 2322-nucleotide messenger RNA. Lineage: Eukaryota; Viridiplantae; Streptophyta; Magnoliopsida; Fabales; Fabaceae. The record is from the annotation of a GenBank genome assembly.
AUGGGUACUGGAUGGAGAAGAGCCUUUUGUACACGAGACCCUGAAUCUACUAUAUCAGAUAACAAGAAUCGAAGCCAGAGUCAAAGCCAAAGCCCGAGCCCAAGCUCAAGAAGCUGUGCUCGGUUGAGUUUUCUCUCUGGAGGUAGUAGUAGUAAUAGUUCUACUCCACGGUUGAAUCAAUCUCAACCAGCUUCAAGUCCAAGCCUGCGUUGUCGUACAAUAACUGAAGCAGCUUCUCAAACCCAUGAUAGCCCCAGAUUUCAAAGCAAAAGUAAUACUCCAACUCCAAGAGCAAACUCGGUGUCCAAUCCAAGUUCUCCUCGCUCUCCUUUGAAGUUAUCUCUCUUCAAAAACAGCUUCAAAUUUAGGAGUAGCUGCGGAAUCUGUUUGAAUAGUGUGAAAACGGGACAAGGAAUGGCGAUUUACACUGCAGAAUGUGCACAUGCUUUUCAUUUCCCGUGUAUAGCAGCACAUGUACGCAACCAUGCUACUCUUAUUUGCCCUGUCUGCAACGCCACAUGGAAGGACGUUCCAUUACUAGCGGCGCAUAAAAAUCUUGCUGCUCAACAAUCUCACACAACUAAUGAUAACUCUAAUACAAGUGAUGAUUCAAAACAAAAGGAAAAUCCUUCUUCAGUUUUCGGAACCAAGAACUCGAAUCAGUCUCAACCGCAGCAGCAACAACAACAUCAACAACUAAAGCAAUCUGAAUCAGCGCGAUCUUAUGACGACGAUGAGCCUCUUCUUUCUUCUAGCGCCGGUGGUGGAAGGAUUAUCACUAUUCCUGAAGUUGAUGAAAACGUGGAAGAUGAUGACGAUGACCACGACAACAACGGCGAGUUUCAAGGUUUUUUCGUUAACACCAACAAAUCCUACUCCGACGAUAUACAAUCCGGUGACGGAGAUUCAAGAACUGUUCAGGUGAAGUUAAUGCCGGAGUGUGCAGUUGUAUCAGUUUCCAGAACGCACGAAACAUACGCUUUGGUUCUAAAGGUGAAAGCGCCACCGCCGCUCCGCGGCGGAACCAACACUCUCGAUCCUUCACGGCGAGCACCGAUAGAUCUCGUAACGGUGCUAGAUAUUGGUGGAAGCAUGACCAGUGCAAAGCUUCACAUGCUAAAGCGCGCGAUGCGUUUGGUUAUUUCCUCUCUAGGACCAGCUGAUAGGCUUUCCAUAGUGGCAUUUUCUUCUAUUUCCAAAAGGCUUUUCCCAUUGAGAAGAAUGACGGCUCAAGGUCAGCGAAUGGCUCGACGCAUCGUUGACCGGCUUGUCACCGGUGAAGGAAACGGCUUAGCCGAGGCUUUGAGAAAAGCAACAAGAGUAUUAGAAGAUCGUAGAGAAAGAAACCCGGUUUGUAGCGUCAUGCUUUUAUCCGACGGUCAAGAUGAAAAGGUUCAUAACUCUAGUAACAAACAAAAUCAACGCAAGACAUUUAGCCAUGCAUCCUCGACCCGGUUUGCUCACAUUGAAAUCCCGGUUCACGCGUUUGGGUUCGGUAGUAAAACCGGUUACAGUCACGAACCGGGAGAGGAUGCAUUUGCUAAAUGUGUUGGUGGACUUUUGAGUGUGGUAGUUCAGGAUUUGAGAAUUCAAUUGGGCUUUCAGUCUGAUUCGGCCCGGGCUGAAAUUAGUGCUAUGUAUUCCUGCAGUGGUAGGCCCACGCUGCUGAGCUUAGGAGCCGUACGGCUCGGCGAUUUAUAUGCUGAAGAAGAAAGAGAACUAUUGGUUGAAAUGAGAGUUCCAGCUUUGGGUAUGGGGCCCCGGGCCCACCAUGUGAUGACAGUACGGUGUCUUUAUAAGGACCCCGCAAGUCAAGAGAUAGUAUACGGUAGAGAACAGGGACUUACAGUGCAGCUUCAUCAGAAUCAUUCCCAAACCGUUCGAUCAUCGCAAACUAAGAUCGAAAGGCUGAGGAAUCUGUUCAUAACUACCCGAGCCAUAGCUGAGUCAAGGAGGCUUCUAGAUCAUAACAGUAACUUCACAAGCGCUCAUCAUUUACUUUCUUCAGCCCGUGCGCUUUUGAUUCAAUCUGGCUCGGCUUCAGCUGAACAGUAUGUUCGCGGCUUGGAAGCUGAGCUUGCAGAACUUCAUUGGAGGAGACAACAAGAACAGGUUCAUGUUGAGGCUCAGCAGCAACAAGUGAUGCAAAGAAGAAGAGGAGUUGAGAGAGAGAUGAAUUGUAAUAUGGUGGAUGAAAACGGUGAGCCGCUUACACCUACAUCGGCUUGGAGAGCGGCUGAGAUGCUGGCUAAGAUGGCUAUGGUUAAGAAGUCUUUGAAUAAAGUUAGCGACUUACACGGCUUCGAAAAUGCUAGGUUUUAA